CCAUAACCCGCCGUUGGUUCUCUUUCCCUCGAAGCGCCAAGCUGAAGCUGAGUUGAGUGGAGCUUACUGUUCGUUUUCUCUUCCGUUCGUCGGAGAAACGCUGAGCGAAAAAUGGCACUGUGGAUGGAGGAGGGUUCGAAUCCCUUAACAGAAAGCGAGAAGGCUGACCUUGAUGCAAUAUCUGCCAUUAAAGAGUCUGCUGCUCUCGAGCUCAAGGAAAAGGGAAAUGAGUUCGUCAGGUUGGGUAGAAAACACUAUUCUGAUGCUAUUGAUUGUUACACUAGAGCAAUAAAUCAAAAAGUCUUAAGCAACUCCGAGAACUCUGUUCUUUUUGCAAAUAGAGCCCAUGUGAAUUUGCUGCUUGGAAACUAUAGACGAGCCCUUAAUGAUGCUGAAGAAGCAAUCAAUUUGUGUCCCACAAACAUCAAGGCAAUUUAUCGAGCUGCUAAGGCAUCUCUUUCCCUGAAUUUAUUAGAUGAAGCAAAGUCCUACUGUGUAAGUGGGAUCAAGUGUGACCCAAAUAAUGUAGAAAUCAAGAAAAUUGAGGAACAGAUUGAUUCGCUGAAAUCCGAGCAGGAACAACGUGAGGCUCAAGUCAGAAAGGCUAUUGCAGAGGCAGAGAAGCUUGUUUCUGCAAUUGUACAUAGAGGUUUGAAGAUUGGGAAGGCGACGUAUCAAGAACUAACUGGACUAAGAAAGCCUGUAUUAGAUAAAAAUAAUAUUCUUCAUUGGCCAGUUCUUCUACUGUAUGCAGAGGUUAUGUCCAGUGACUUCAUUGAGGAUUUUUGCGAGACUGAUAUGUUUUCAGCUCAUUUGGACAUGAUGUUUUCAGAAGGUUGUCCACCUUUGCCAUGGGAUGUAGAGAACAAAUAUACCCGUGAAGCUGUUGAAUUAUACUAUGAGGUUGGUUCAGGAAUUUGUUUAUCAAAAGUAAAUAUUAUACGACAUCUUCUAGAGGGAACUGCUGCUUCUAAUGCAGAAAACCUCGUACUUGACGAGAAAGAUGCAAUUGAAUGUUCAAAUCAUGACACUUCUGCAAAUGAAGGCUCUUCUAAAUGGAUCAAAGUUAACGAAAAAAGAACGCUUCACGACGUUCUAAAGGCGCCUAACUGCCUCAUACCAGGAAUACCAGUCUUUUAUGUUGUUUGGAGGAACUCAAAAUUUUACAAAGAUUUCAAAGCUGGGAGAUGGGGUCCUCCUUCGUGAGUUUAUUGGAUCAAGCAGCAUAGGCCAUGAAGACUCCAUAGCCAUUUUUUGGAGCUCGGGUUGAUUAGAGUUUGUGGUUUUUCAAAUUUUAUUUACAUUUUUACCUUGCGGCAGGUGAACAAUUCUUGUGCUAGUGUGCAACCUAAAGAAUGUUGUUAUUAUUAUUAUUUAACUUUCCAAGUUUUCUCAAAUUAAAAUCUCUGUUCUAAUCA
Molecule: messenger RNA, 1418 nt
Organism: Momordica charantia (bitter melon)
Lineage: Eukaryota; Viridiplantae; Streptophyta; Magnoliopsida; Cucurbitales; Cucurbitaceae
Source: RefSeq, a predicted model, not a curated record